Messenger RNA from Sorex araneus (European shrew), 272 nucleotides. RefSeq names its product cx9C motif-containing protein 4-like. Gene Ontology annotation, cellular component: mitochondrial intermembrane space. The transcript has a single exon. The coding region runs from base 66 to 272 and encodes 68 amino acids. NCBI's taxonomy places the organism in Eukaryota, Metazoa, Chordata, Mammalia, Eulipotyphla, Soricidae. The record is from RefSeq and is a predicted model, not a curated record.
GUUAGCCUCGCUCUUCCCGAGGCGGAUCAGUUAGGCCACGAAACGUUAUAUUCAUUUUUCUGGAUAUGCCGCAGAAGAAUCCGUGCCAGAAGCAAGCCUGUGAAAUACAGAAAUGUUUACAAGCCAACAACUACAUGGAGGCAAAGUGUAAGUCUGUCAUCCAGGAACUGCACAAGUACUGUGCACAGUACCCCAAGGGAAGAUCACUCCUCUGUUCAGGAUUCGAAAAAGAAGAGGAAGAAAAGCUGGCGCUGAAGUCCAAAUCCAAGUAA